UCAUUUUGCUCUUCCCUGUCCUUCAAUUGAAUUUUCACCCAUAUGCAGUGACGCACAUACCUAAUUAAUUUAAGACGAAAUAUAUAUAUUCCGGCCGGCCGAUCCGACUUGCAGGCUAGCCCUGGAAGGAGGAGCGGGCCGGAGCUAGCUGACAACGUCAAGGAAAAGGCAUAACCUUAAUUAGUAAUAAGUACAGGUAAUAUAUAUGAUGUCUGCUCCGCCACCGCCGAGUUCCGGGCCGGAAAUCGAUGUGGAGAAACUGGGGCAGACGGUGGCGUGUUGGUCGGAGACGAUAUACAGGUCCAAUGGCGUAUGGGAAGGCCCCGAUCCACUCACACCCAUCAUUCCUUUCUUCCUCCUCCAAAUCACCGUCGCCCUCCUCGCCUCUCGCCUUCUCAACUUCGCCCUCAAACCCUUCAAUCAGCCUCCCCUCGUUGCUGAAAUUCUUAGUGGAAUGGUCUUGGGGCCAAGUGUGUUUGGAAGGAUAGAUGGGCUCCGAAGGCUACUCUUCCCCAACUACCAUUUUGAAGUACUGGAGACGAUGGCUCAUUUUGCCCUCGUCUUCUACGCCUUUAUCACGGGACUCCAAAUGGAAAUAAAGCCCAUGUGGCAAAGCACCGGAACCAAAUCCAAGGUAGUCGCCUUUUCAGGAACGCUCUGUCCUUUCCUCAUCGGAACAAUCCUAUUCUUCAGCCUCCCCAAUGAGGCUGACAACUGGUCUGGGUUCAUAUACUGCGGUGGCGCCCUCACCGUCACCGGCUUCUCAGUCUUGGCAAAGAUUCUUGAUUCCCAAAAGGCCCUCAACACCGAGAUCAGCAAAUUGGCUUUGUCCUCCUCAGUCAUCAACGACGGAUUGUCAUGGGUUUUUCUAGCCAUAGGACUGAUGGCGACAGGCAGCUCAUCGAACUUUCCGUGGGCGGUGUUAUGCUCGGUCGUAUAUGUGAUAUUCUCAACCCAGUAUUUACGCCCGACCCUGCAAUGGAUCGUCCAGAAGAAGUCGGUGGGUCAAGGGGGGUAUAGCGAGUUCUACAUCUGUGCCACCCUCGUCGGGAUGUCGAUGUCCGGGUGUGUCAUGGAUGCAAUCGGUACCCACCCAAUGGUCGGGGCAUUUUUAUUCGGGCUCAUCAUGCCCGCCGACCUCCUCGGGAAUGAGAUCCUCAACAGGCUUGAGGAUUUCGUGAUGGGGAUCUUGAUGCCGGUUUUCUACGUGGUUUGUGGGCUGAGAACGAAUAUUGGCACAAUUAGCGAGGGUGGAACCAGCCUCGCUAUGGCCUUGGUGCUCAUCGCAUUGGCAUGCUCGGCGAAGAUUGUGAGCGCGCUUGUCGCGUCUUGUUUCACCGGUGGCAUGACGGCCAAGGAGGCCAUCGGUGUUGGCAUGCUCACCAACACCAAAAGCGUCAUGGUUAUGGUCAUUCUCGAAGUGGGGCAAGUGGAACAAGUUUUGACAACGCAAGCAUACACAAUCAUGGUGAUUGCAUCUCUAGUGAUGACAAUGCUUGUCACGCCCAUGACCGCCCUCUUCUGCCCCUCUCAAAACUCAGAGCCCUACAAGCGGCGGACCAUACUGAAGGCCAAACCAGAAGACGAGCUCAGAAUCAUGACCUGCAUCUAUGACUCCAUCAAUGUUCCUGGUGUUAUCAGUCUCCUUGAAUCCUCAAAUCCCACCAAAGCGUCCCCCAUCACCGCCUUCGGCAUCCAAGUACUUGAGGUAGUCGGGCGAGCGCCGAUGAUGCUUGUUGUCCACACUUCAGGCUCCGGCAGGCGUGCCGCCACUUCCGUAGGGCACAAAAACCUGACACACGAAGAGGCACAGACCAACCAAAUCAUAAGCGCCUUUGACAACUAUGAGCUCCGAUCCGAAGGGGUCAGCACUCAGGUCUUGACGGCUAGGUCGACUUUCUCCACCAUGGAAGAAGACAUUUGCAGAAUUGCUAAGGAGAAGCGGGCGACUCUCAUCAUCCUUCCAUUCCACAAGCAACAACGAGGAGACGACGGAGAGGAUGAAACUAUUCUUAACCCGGCCAUUCAGAGCGUGAACGAGGAGGUUCUAGCGUCCGCCCCAUGUUCCGUUGGAAUCUUGGUUCAACGAAGGGGGGGUCGUUCCGAACCCUCGAGGAACAUCGCGAUGUUGUACCUUGGUGGCCCGGAUGACAGGGAGGCUUUAUCGUACGCACGCCGGAUGUCAGGCCACGCAGAUGACGUUCAUCUGACCGUCAUUAGGUUCAUCCCCGGGAAAGAUGCUGCUGAGGCAGCGGAGAAAGACGGUGGCGGCUUCGUGACGAUCGGUAUAAACGAUGUCGAGAGGGAGAAACUAGCGGACGAGGAAUUUCUCAAUGGCUUCAAAACCGAGACCGCGGAGAAUCCGGCGAUUACGUUCGUGGAGUUGGUGCUGGAGGACGAGGAGGAGUUCACAAAGGCUUUGAAAUCACUGGAUCACCGAAACCACGACCUGUACGUGGUGGGCAGGGGGAGAGGCGUGGGGUCAUCGCCGCUGACGUCGGGGCUAGCCGAUUGGUGCGAGUGCCCGGAGAUUGGGGCGGUGGGGGACCUGCUGGUGACGUCGGAGUUCGAGUCGUCGUUCUCGGUGCUAGUGGUGCAACAGUAUGCUCGGACCAAUGGAAGCGCGGCGGGGUCGAUGAUCUCGGCGGAAUCGAUGAGCCAGAGAAUGGAUGCGGAGAUGCAGAUGGAUAUGGGGUUCCGGCUCUCGUUUGCUGACAUCGAUGGAAUUUAUGACUCUUCCGGUUCCAGCUUUACCCGACGGCCCGAUCAUCAUUUUGUUUGAUGCAUGGAAGCUGUCAGAUUUUUUUAGCACGUGCCACUCCAGUGUGUGAUUGAUUUUAUUGAGGACGGGGCUGAUUGUUUUUUUUGUUUGGUUUUUCUCCAUCUUCAAUCGCUUGUACAUUUAUUUACUGCAUACAAAGUAUAAUAAAAGUGAAUCCAGUUUU
Molecule: messenger RNA, 2945 nt
Organism: Cuscuta europaea
Lineage: Eukaryota; Viridiplantae; Streptophyta; Magnoliopsida; Solanales; Convolvulaceae
Source: the annotation of a GenBank genome assembly